Messenger RNA from Hypanus sabinus (Atlantic stingray), 1220 nucleotides. Its product is annotated as CD209 antigen-like protein C. The transcript is spliced from 8 exons. The record is from RefSeq and is a predicted model, not a curated record. Bases 266 to 991 code for a protein of 241 amino acids. NCBI's taxonomy places the organism in Eukaryota, Metazoa, Chordata, Chondrichthyes, Myliobatiformes, Dasyatidae.
UGUGUAUUGGGAUGGUAUGGUGUGAGAUUAACACUGUGUCUGACCCCGGGAGUGUGUAUUGGGACUGUGCAGAGGGAGCUUCACUCUGUGACUGACUCUCAAUCUUCUGUCCCCAGCUGAAUCUGAUGUAUCAUACGCGGAAGUUAAUUUCAAGACCCUCCCGGCGUCCCAGCUUCGAACAGAUCGAGACGGUCAGAACACCACCUACUCAGAGCUGAACGUUCGGAAAAAUAAACCCCGCAUCGAUGCGGACGAAGAUCCUCACAUGUGUUCGGGAGCCGGCGGGCUGUCAACCACUGCAGAAACAGCUGCGCAAGAACGGGAGUCGAAAGUGAAAAUCAGAAAUAGGCCGUACCGUCUGAUCUGCCUACUCUGCCUAGUUACGUCCGCCUUCAUCGUGACUGUGGCCGGUCUCUCGAUCUAUGUAUCACAGAUUCGUCAGACGAACGAAACUUGUCACCGGAACUCUAAUCUGCCCGAUCUUACAGGAAUGCACAGCGAUCUCCGUCACCAGUUCACUGAGAUGGAAACGAAGUACAGAUCUGUCAACGAAACCAAGGCUCAAAUCUGUGAAUUGUUGACCAGCAGAAGAGAGCAAACGUGUUCCAAGGACUGGGUCACAAAUAAAGGCCGGUGUUAUUACGUCUCCACGUUUGAAACAUCUUUCCGCCAAGCGAGUCAAGAAUGUUCAAACCGUGAUUCAAGGCUGCUGGAAGUCAAUACAAGGGAUGAAGCGAGCUUUGUAUCGCGUAAAGUUUUGUAUCUAAAGUAUGCAUACUGGAUCGGAAAAUGCGAAGUCGGGAAUGUGAGCUUGGGCCUCCUGCACAAUAUGUCCCCGGGGCAAUCCGUCUGCAUAGACUGCGAGUCGUACGUAGGAGACCGCCCUUGCGAUCGUGAUCACCGUUUCAUUUGCGAGAAGUCGGCACCUUUGUUCCCGGAUAUUCCUGAAAAGAUCCAGGGUCUCUGCCAACAGCCAGUGGACUCGACAUGAAUCAACAGGGCGGCCUCACCGAUGUCUUGUACCACGGCACCAUUACCUCCCGACUCCUGUACUCAGUGUGACUGGUGAAGACAGCCAAGUGUCCUGUCCACCCCAUCGGAUGUUUUCCACCGGAAUCGCUAUUUCAGUUAUUAUCUGUAACUUAUAAGUCCCGAAAUUUGUUCUUUUGAAGCAUCAGUAAGGCGCAAAGAUGUACAAUUAAUGUAAAUUACAAAUAUUA